CGUCCGUUAGCGUAAUUAAUAACCGAUUCCUUCUUCACCCACUCUUCUCCUCCUUCUUGUCUCUCUCUACCUCCAAAGAUCUUUUCUUGUAACCUUUGAACUUUCAAAUGGACAUUAAAAAGCCGAUUUUUAAUAAAAAAGAAAAUAUCAAAGCCGUUUUCUCGGGAAAUUUAAUAACUUCCCGUUUUAGAAAACUCAGAGACACAUUUGUGGUGCUCGUCUGAGAGGAUUUUGGAAGAUGGGUAAUAGAGUAAUCUGUAUGAAGAAGAAAGAUGUUGCCAUCAGAACAGGAGGAGGAGGAGGAGGAGGAGAUGGAUCUAGAAGCAAGAGAGUAAGUCGUUCUCAAAGGAAACUGCUUGGUGAUGAAGAGAUGUUGCAUCGACGAGCUUUGUCCAUGGCUAUUCAUCAAGCUCAGCUUUCUCAGAGAUUCGAUGGGUCCGUUUCUAGACGUGUCGGGUCUACUAGCUCCAGAAGACAAACUCUCUCUGACCCUUUUUCAAAUAACAAGCAGGUACCUGAUCUUGUGGAGAGCUUGGCGGUUAAGAAAGUCGUUCUUGUACAUGGUGAAGGGUUUGGGGCUUGGUGUUGGUACAAAACUGUUGCUUCAUUGGAAGAGUGUGGACUAUCUCCUGUUACAGUUGACCUUGCUGGAUCUGGAUUUAGUAUGGCUGACCCAAAUAGUGUUUCCACUUUAGAAGAAUAUUCAAAACCAUUGAUCAAGCUUCUUCAAAAUCUUCCAGAGGAAGAAAAGGUGAUUCUGGUAGGUCACAGUACAGGAGGUGCAUGUAUUUCGUAUGCGUUAGAGCUGUUUCCUGAAAAAAUCUCAAAAGCUGUAUUCAUAUGUGCCACUAUGGUUUCUGAUGGACAAAGACCCUUCGAUGUCUAUGCUGAUCAGCUUGGUUCUGCAGAACGGUUCAUGAAAGAGUCGCAGUUCUUGAUCCAUCGAAAUGGAAAGGACAAGCCCGCAACGGGGUUCACUUUUGAAAAGCAACACAUGAAAAGCUUGUACUUCAAUCAGUCACCCAAUAAGGACAUAGCAUUGUCGAUGAUUUCAAUGCGAGCAGUACCAUUGGGUCCAAUGAUGGAGAAACUGUCGCUGAGUGCAGAAAGAUAUGGGAAAAGUCGGAGAUUCUAUGUUCAGACGCUUGAUGACUUUGCUCUCUCACCAGACGUUCAGGAGAAACUUGUGAGAGAGAAUAGUCCCGAAGGAGUUUAUAAGAUCAAAGGAAGUGAUCAUUGUCCUUUCUUCUCUAAACCUCAGUCUCUUCACAAGAUCCUUCUUGAGAUCGCUCAGAUUCCUUAAAAGAGAGUUAGAUCUUUAAUUCACUCGACCAUGUAUAAUUAUUUUUUUUGCUAAAGAGAUCAUGUAUAAUACUUUACAUUUGUCAACUUCUAAACU
Messenger RNA from Brassica oleracea var. oleracea, 1399 nucleotides. RefSeq names its product putative methylesterase 12, chloroplastic. Gene Ontology annotation, molecular function: methyl indole-3-acetate esterase activity; methyl jasmonate esterase activity; methyl salicylate esterase activity. Gene Ontology annotation, biological process: jasmonic acid metabolic process; salicylic acid metabolic process. NCBI's taxonomy places the organism in Eukaryota, Viridiplantae, Streptophyta, Magnoliopsida, Brassicales, Brassicaceae. The record is from RefSeq and is a predicted model, not a curated record. Bases 239 to 1303 code for a protein of 354 amino acids. The transcript is spliced from 5 exons.